AUGAAAAAUACUGUGGAACAGCAGAAGAGCAGAUUUUUUAAGGAUGAGCUGGAGUCUUCAACAGAUGUUUCUUCUUCAUUCAACGCGUCUUUGAACAAUAACGAGUCAUUCCUGUUCAGAUGUCCCGAACCCGAGAGUGUACAAGAAGACACUAAUAAGGCUGAUGCAGCGUGUAAUCAAGUUGAAGAUACUCCCAGCCCGAAAGUACAGUUUCAUACUCAAAUAAAAGAAGUUAUUCCAGAUUUGGAUGCCGGAAUGGUGGAUACACUCUAUACAAAAUUUAAAGACUCUGAGGAUGUUCUUUCAAAAGCUAUAUCUUAUUAUUUUGAGCACGGAAUCAUUGAAUCAAAGGAUGAAGUAGUUGAGCUGCAGAGGUUACCGUCCUCAUCUCCUUCAAAAGAUAUUUUCCCUACAUUUUCGAGUGAAGCUACACCUGCGAAAAGAAAAAAGACUUUUGGGUUCAGAGCCGAGAAGAAGCUCAAACCAUCUGUACUUUGGAAAAAAUUCAUUGGAUCGUUACAGGUCAGCGCGAUGGCCACGAGGCCGACACUCAAACCACUCAAAUAUGGUUCCGAAAUGCAUCUUGUUAAGUCAGCGGGAGAUGCUUCUCUUCACAAUUUGUUCGAUAGUCGAGGGAGGCAAAAGAAAAAGUUAUCUAACCAUGUUAGGGUAGUUGACGCCGAAAGAAACAGGGAGGUCGGGAAAGUACCUGAAGAGACUGCUAGGAUACUUUACCCUCUUCUGGGUACAGACGAAAUAAGCUUUGAGGCAACAUUAGUGUUUUGCAAUAAUAAACGUCUUAGCGUUGGUGAUGGUUUCGUUCUACAACUGGAUUGUUUCCUCGCCUCAACAAUUUUUGAUCGGAAGGCAAAAACUCCGGGAACCUCAUCCUCGCAAAAAAGUUCAACUUGGGGGAUGAAUAUAAGUAUAAGUGAAACUGAUGAAGAACUAGUCUGGCGUUUUAGGACGAAAGCUCUUAUUUCUUUAUUUAACAAGAUACGGAUACAUCCUGUUGAAAAUGACGAAGAUGCUGGGCACACCAAUCAAGACAACGAAAUAAUAGAUUUGGAAGAUGAUGAAAGUUUUGAGAAUUUGAUGUCACAGGAUAGCGAUCCUGAGGCAGAUUCUCAUUAUGAGAACAGGACUAUGAACUUGAAUCAAUUAAAGACAUUUUACAGUGUGUCUCAGUCGUUUGAGUCACAGCGGAGUCUUCCUGAAACGGACCCUCCCAAGGAUCUUCUGAAAGUACAAUUGAGGGCAUAUCAAAAGCAAGGUUUGACAUGGAUGCUUCGAAGAGAGCAUGAAUUUGACAAGGCCAAUUCGAAUGGUAGUGCUGACGAAGUAAUUGGAGAUAUGAUGAAUCCUUUAUGGAAGAAGUUCAGCUGGCCUAAGGACAUGUCAUGGGAAGCACAGAAGUUAGGUCAAGGUUUGGAUACCAUACCUAACUUUGAAUAUUUUUAUGCCAAUCUUCAUACAGGCGAGUUUUCAACCAAGAAACCCGUUCUCAGAUCAAUAAUAAAAGGUGGUAUUCUUUCUGAUGAAAUGGGUCUUGGUAAAACAAUAUCAGCUUUAUCACUGGUGCUGAUGGCACCAGAGGACUCCCAGUACCAAAAGAAAGAUUUGUUUAGAUCAGAAACUGGUGACAACUUAGAUUCUGACAUUAUAGAAAAGCCAAGUGAGGUACCAUAUGCAUCUAAAACCACUCUGAUUGUUGUUCCGAUGUCUUUACUGACUCAAUGGAACAUGGAAUUUAACGCGGUGAAUAACUGCUCUGAUAAAAGGUGCGAGGUAUACUAUGGUGGUAAUGUUAGUAGUUUAAAGACUCUCCUGACAAUGACAAAAAAUCCUCCUGCAGUUGUUUUAACAACAUACGGUAUUGUGCAAAACGAGUGGAACAAGCUGCUCAGAGACAACAAGAUGCGUUCAAAGAUAUCAGAAUCCACUGGGUUAUUUGCGGUUGAUUUUUACAGAGUGAUUAUCGAUGAAGGCCACACGAUUAGGAAUAGAGGUACGGUGACCUCCAAGGCUAUAAUGGACCUACGAAGUAGGUGUAGAUGGGUUUUAACCGGUACUCCAAUUAUCAAUAGAUUGGACGAUUUGUACAGUUUAGUGAAAUUUUUGGACCUAGAACCUUGGUCCCAAGUCGGUUAUUGGAAAACUUUCAUUUCAGAACCCUUCGAAAAUAAGAACUUUAAGCAAGCUUUUGAUGUUGUCAACGCUAUCAUGCAACCUGUUGUUUUGAGACGAACUAAAGAUAUGAAGGGUGCAGAUGGCAAGCCUCUCGUGGUUCUACCCCCCAAGGAGAUUACAAUCGAAAAACUGAAGCUAAACAAUUCACAGGCAGCGGUCUACAAGUACUUAUUGAACAAAGCGGAAGACAGUGUCAAGUUAGGUCUGGCUCGUGGUGAUUUAUUGAAGAAAUACUCUACAAUUCUGGUUCAUAUUUUGAGGCUGAGACAAAUAUGCUGUGAUAUCGAGUUAUUAGGUUCUCAGGACGAGAAUGAUGAAGAUUUGGCAGAGAUAAACCGAGGCUUUCAGGAAAAUGCUGAUAUCAAAGCAAUCUUGAACGAUGUCAAGCAGAAAAAAAACUCGUCAAAAAAGUCGAAAGAACAAAUCGAAGAGUCCAUUAUUAAUCUACAUGAGAAAUAUCCGGACAAUAACUCCCUUACAAAUUUGGAAUGCUCGAUUUGUACAACUGAACCGAUUGAUCCACAUAAGCUAAUUCUCACAGAUUGUGGGCACCCGUUCUGUGAUAAGUGCAUUCUCGAGUACAUAACGUAUCAAAAGGAAAAGAAAUUGGACGUGAAAUGCCCUAUAUGCCGAGAGAUGUUAGAUGAUACAUCAGGCAUGUUUUGCCUGAAGGGGGAAGUAGAGCAAGGAGAGGACUUCGAACUGACCUUGUUUGACAACACAAAAAAACCUGCUAAAAUCGAGGCGCUCGUCAAAGGACUACAGCAAUUACAAGACUCUUCUUCUGGUGAACAAGUAAUCGUGUUCUCCCAAUUCUCAUCGUACCUUGAUAUUUUAGAAAGAGACCUGUCUAACGCUUUUUCGGCAGAAAGUUCUAAGAUCUACAAAUUUGAUGGGAGGCUUUCUUUGAAGGAGAGAUCCGCGGUUCUAGCAGACUUCCAAUUGAAAGAUUUUAGUAAACAGAAAAUACUAUUGCUGUCUCUAAAAGCUGGUGGAGUAGGGCUGAACUUGACAUGUGCGUCACGUGCCUAUAUGAUGGAUCCAUGGUGGUCACCGAGCAUGGAAGAUCAAGCCAUUGAUAGACUCCAUAGAAUAGGCCAGACCAACAGUGUAAAAGUUGUGAGAUUCAUCAUCGAAAAUAGCAUUGAGGAAAAAAUGUUACGGAUUCAAGAAAGAAAACGAACAAUCGGUGAGGCAAUGGAUGCAGACGAGGAUGAGAGAAGGCGGCGCAGAAUCGAAGAAAUCAAGACACUGUUCGAGUAG
Messenger RNA from Huiozyma naganishii CBS 8797, 3453 nucleotides. RefSeq names its product DNA helicase RAD5 (gene RAD5). NCBI's taxonomy places the organism in Eukaryota, Fungi, Ascomycota, Saccharomycetes, Saccharomycetales, Saccharomycetaceae. The transcript has a single exon. The record is from RefSeq and is a predicted model, not a curated record. Gene Ontology annotation, molecular function: zinc ion binding; ATP binding; nucleic acid binding. The coding region runs from base 1 to 3453 and encodes 1150 amino acids.